This is a messenger RNA of Penicillium malachiteum, 951 nucleotides long. RefSeq lists its product as uncharacterized. The transcript has a single exon. Bases 1 to 951 code for a protein of 316 amino acids. The record is from RefSeq and is a predicted model, not a curated record. Lineage: Eukaryota; Fungi; Ascomycota; Eurotiomycetes; Eurotiales; Aspergillaceae.
AUGUCUGAAUCAGACUAUGAAGACCCACCUCCACUUUAUAUCAAGGUCCAAAAUACAUCCAUGCCAGUGCAUGAAACAUUGGUACCUCCUAGCCAUUCAGAGGCAGAGAGCUUGAACGUACUUGAGAAUGCCACAAGAAAGUUCCCGCUCACCACCAUGAAGGGCUACUUCAAACGGAACAAUAAAGACACUCAGGCUCCCAGUGCUUUUGAACUAGGCACAACCGAAAAUAACUCGAGGCUCUUUGCUGUAUCCACUUCUUCCAACGAAUUCACCAACAGCCUAUCAGUGACACUGCAUGACGGUGCUACUCAUGAAGCCUCCAUCUUGGCAACACUCACAGCAAAUGAAUGGGGACUCAGAGGAACCAAGCCAUGUCUUUUCCAUCUCCCUGUUCGUCCGGGCAGCUUGUACAAAAGGGAAAUUGUGAAGCGUAUGAUACCUCGUUCAAAAAAGUUCACAGCUCGGAAGCCAAUCUGGAACUUUUCCGCUCUUAUAACUUCAAAAGAUGGGACUCAAGAUGUGGAGGAAAUUUUUGAGUGGCGCAGUAGCGGUGGAAAGGAAGUCGAGGAAAUUGCUACGGGUUACAGGUAUGGUUGGAAGUUGGUUCGAGUAUCAGGGCCAAACAGUGGAUCUGGUGGCCCCAGAAAAAAGCGAGACUUUGGAUUCACCAGUGACGGACUGGACAUAGUAGCUGUGGCUACUCAUAAUCCUUCAAGGUGCAUGGACAAAGCAUUGCGGUUUUCCUUUAUGAGGACUGGGCUUACCGGAGAGCUUGGAGAGGGUUGGGAGAUCAUGGCUGUUGUUUCAGCUCUGCAGCUAUGGUAUUGGCGUGCUCAGGAAAUUGCCGCCCGGAGAGCUGCUGCUCAAAGAGCUGCUAGAAAGGAUGACUGGGUUGAUGAUCUAUUGCUUAUGAGUAUGCUAACUUCUGCCAGCCUGACUUAUUGGUAG